AUGGCGUCACGUCAUGGUUACAACUAUAAUUACGCCUCCAACCCUAGCGGCUAUGGUAGCGGUGGCGAGGCUGGACCGCCACGGGAGGCUGGUGCCCGGCGUAAGAAAUUAGCUGCCUUUGCUGGGAGUGUAUAUCGCGCUGGUGCUGCUGCUGCGUCGGAGAUCAAGGAGCAGUACAACAACACCCGGAUACGGAAUGUGGAGUCUAUGGAUGCGAGCCAGUACUCUAUUCCUGGGUCGUUUCCCGAUGUCAAGAUCAUUCACAAGGGGGAGGAGCAGAUGGUUCUUUUUCCUACUUAUGCAAAGAUGCAUGUGAAGGGAGCUGGAAGACACCCGCCUGGUCAUGUGGUGGUUCAGACACAACCGCAGCAGCAGCAGACUAGGGAUGGGCAGUCUCAGGGGCAAAAUCAGGAACGGUUUUGGAAGGAUGAGUGGGAUAAGAAUGCCGACGAUAACGCGGUCGUGGACGUUGACAUCAGGGGUUGGAUAUAUAUGCCCAACACGGGACCGAUGACCAGAAGAAAUCGCAUGGUGAUUGGUCUUGCCAGGAGGCUCAGUGGCAUUCCACCACCGACGACAUCGCAGGGAGGUUCGUCAGCCGAGGACCAUGAGCAGAUGAAAGAAGAGAAGAGAAUCGCAGAAGAGGCAAAGAGGAUUGAGAAGCAGGGCAGAGAGGAAGAGGAGGUUGCGACAAGAGGGGGCUACAGCGAGGGUCCAGACCGAAGUGACUCGGCCCGGGGGCCACGAACUGCAGCCCGUAGGACAGCCUCGAACUCCCCGCCACCAUCACCACCAUUGCCGGCAAGGACGAAUACGGGGGGGCCAGCCGACCUGACAGAGGCUGAGCUGGCAGUGGCCAAUGCGAACCUCAUGGCGCGAAUAGGACCGUUCAUGACGACGCCUCUUGUCCAGCAUCCAAUCACACUCUUCUUCUACAACGAUACUCGAUCGAGAUCUCGUACGAUACAGACAGAUGACUCGGGGCAUUUCAUUGUCCGUGUGUUUCUGGACUUUGUGCCCACCCAUGUUAGGGUACUGGCGAGUGAAAACAUCUCAGCGACAAAUCCCAUCGAGAUUAUCGAUUCUACCGGUGUAAGCUUGAUCAGCGAUGUGGACGACACAAUCAAACGCUCCAAUAUUGGCAUGGGAGCUCGUGAGAUCUUCCGUAACACUUUCAUUCGAGAUUUGGCGGAUUUGACUGUUCCUGGAGUCACCGAGUGGUAUCAUACUAUGCACGAUCUUGGGGUCCAGUUGCAUUACUGCUCCAACAGUCCAUGGCAAUUGUUUCCGGUACUUGCGACCUUCUUCCACAUGGCUGGGCUGCCACAGGGCUCUAUACACCUGAAGCACUACAGCGGGAUGUUGCAAGGAAUUUUUGAACCAGUGGCGGAGAGGAAAAAGGGGACACUCGAGGCUAUCUUGCGAGACUUUCCUGAAAGGAGGUUCAUCCUAGUAGGCGACAGCGGUGAGGCUGAUCUCGAGGUCUAUACCGACCUUGCAGUCCAGAAUCCUGGGCGCGUGCUGGGUAUCUUCAUUCGCGAUGUCACUACCCCUGACGAGCUUGGCUUUUUUGACUCUGGGUUCAAGCUUGACAGUGACCAGCGGAGUACACUAAGGGCUACUCGAGCGAGGAUUGAACAGCAAAGUGAGCCCAGAAAUGAGGAAGCACGGCCGCAACUGCCUCCCCGAACGUCAGCCUCAUCUGCGGGAUCUAGAGGGCCUGUGGAAGGGACCUUGAUCGACUUCUCCGAUGACUCAACUCAGGUCAGCCCUAGCCAAAGCCGCAGAGAAAGUAACCAGGAGAGGCCGAGAACGGCGGUGCCUUCAUCAGAACUUCCCCUCCGUAAGGCACCACCACCUCGGCCUGCCAAACCUGAUGCUUUGAGGAGCGCCUCGGCAUCAGACACAGCUGCUAGCUCGCGGGACAGCCCUGCUUCUGCACCCAACCCCCGUGUUCACGCAUUAUCUGUGUCGAGCGGCUCUCGACCACCAAUCACCAGUACCGCUAGUUCUCCUGCUGCUAGCCGCGAUAGAACGACACCACCGCCACCUCCCCCACCUAGGCGAAGUGGGACGGGAUCGAGUACGCAGAGUCUGCCGCAAGCGCAACAUCCAGUGAAGCGAGCCAACGCCAGUUUUGAUGGAAUUAUUCACUCUACUUCCUCUAGCCAAGGGUCACUGACGCCCCCGAAUGUUCCACCAAACAAUGCGGCAGCUGCUUUGAGCAAGAAGGUGGACAUGUGGCUAAGGCGGUUGGCACGAGCUCAUGAGACACUGGAUGGGAUGGGAGUGCCGCUGUACACGUGGAGAAGAGGCGAGGAUGUAAUCAAGGAGGCGGAGGGUAUUGUGAAGGAGGCGCUGAAGGAGGCCCAUAAAAGAUAA
Podospora pseudocomata is the source of this 2382-nucleotide messenger RNA. RefSeq lists its product as uncharacterized. Gene Ontology annotation, cellular component: actin cortical patch. Bases 1 to 2382 code for a protein of 793 amino acids. The transcript has a single exon. Gene Ontology annotation, molecular function: phosphatidate phosphatase activity. The record is from RefSeq and is a predicted model, not a curated record. Lineage: Eukaryota; Fungi; Ascomycota; Sordariomycetes; Sordariales; Podosporaceae.